CACGCGCGCCCAGAGGCCCAGGUUGUGGGUUUUGUCCGUCGAUACGGUCCUCGCGACGGUCUCCGGGGAUCUGUUUGUUGGCGAAAAACCAAUCCAGACUCCCAAGGAAAAAGGCCGAGGCCCGGGAAUUUCCCGUUGCAAUUCUGGUUUCCAGUUCCAGGGGGAAAAAGUUUCGCAGGGCUGUAUUCUCCACCCCUCAAGCCCACGCUUUCUUGUUUCUUAAUAACAGCGUCGUUGAGAUCCAUUGUAAAAUUCACCUUUUAAGAGUGAAUAAUUCAGUGCACAGAGUUGUGCAGCCUUUGCCACUAAUUGCAGAACGUUUUCAGCACCCGAGGAGAAGAAAUUCCAAUCCCAUUAGGCCGUCAUUCCCCGGUCCCCACCCUGUUCCUACCCCCAGCCCCUGGCAAUCACUUUUGUCUCCAUGGAUUUGCCUAUUCUGGACAUUUCGUGUGGAUAGAAUCAUCCCAAGUUUUUCGUGUGUCUGGCUUCUUUCCUUCUUUAUGGCUGAAUAAAAAUCCAUGAUAUGAAUACACAGCAUUUUGAUUUUCCAUCCAUUGAUGGCUAUUUGGGUCAUUUCCACCUUUUGGCUGUUAUGAAUAAUACUGGUAUGAACAUUGGUGUACACGUUUUUGUGCGGACAUUUGUUUUCAAUUCUCAUAGGUGUAUACCAAGGACUGGAAUUGCUGGGCCAAGCUUUGUGUUUUAAGGAAAAUAAAAAAUCGUGUUUUAGUUUCGUGCUGGUAAUUUGAAGUAAGCAGAUGUCUAGAUAUAAGCUUGGAAACUGUCCAGUUGGAGAUUGCUCACGGCUGCAAUUGAAGACUCCAGCAGCCUUUUCUCCUCUUUGCUUCCAUUUGGAGAGGAAGGCAUUAUAGGCUGUGUGACUUCCGUGGACGCGGGGCUUGGCACCAGCCUGCAGUUGGGAUCAAUCUUCAGUGGCGAUUUGGAGUGGGUCACGGUUCUUCCUGCCUGUCUGCCUGUUUGGUCCCUGACGUCUGCUCCCCAGGGCCCUGGCUCUUCCCCCACGCCUUCAGCCUGCACAGUCCCUUCUCUCAUUCUCAGGCUGCGGAACCUGGAAGUACAGUUUUCCCCCCUUACCCGCUGUUUCAGUUACCGGAGGUCAACCGUGGUCUGAAAAUAUUACAUGGAAAAUUCCAGAAAUAAACAAUUUAUAAGUUUUAAAUUGCACGCUGUGAUGAAAUCUCGCGCUGUGCAGCCUGGCAGUGAAUCGUCCCCUUUGUUCAGCGUCCCCACGCUGUGGGCGCUCCGCACCCAUAGUCACUUAGUAGCUGGCUCAGUUAUCAGAUCGACCGUCACAGUGUCCCAGUGUAUGUGUUCAAGUCACCCUUAUUUUCCGUCAUAAUGGCCCCAAAGCACAAGAGUAGUGAUGCUGGGAAUUUGGAUAGGCCAAAGAGAAGCCGUAAAGUGCUUCCUCUAAGUGAAAAGGUGAAAGUUCUCGACUUAAUCAGGAAAGAAAAAAAAUCCUAUGCUGAGGUUGCUAAGAUCUACGGGAAGAAUGAAUCUUCCAUCCGUGAAAUUGUGAAGAAGGAAAAAGAGAUUCGUGCUAGUUUUGCUGUCUCACCUCCAACUGCUAAAGUGACGGCCACGGUGCGUGAUAAGUGCUUAGUUAAGAUGGAACAGGCACUGCAUUUGUGGGUGGAAGAGAUGAACAGAAAACGUGUUCCCAUUGACAGCAACGUGUUGCGCCAGAAAGCCUUGAGCCUAUACCAAGACUUCAGCAAGGGAUGCUCUGAAACUGACACCAAGCCAUUUACUGCGAGUAAGGGAUGGUUACACAGAUUCAGGCAUAGAUUCUCACAUCACUACAAGAAGAAGAAGAAGGGGAUCAUGGCCCAGGUAGCAGUGUCCACCCUGCCCGUUGAAGAAGAGUCCUCCUCAGAGAGCAGGAUGGUGGUGACAUUCCUCGUGUCUGCCCUCGAGUCCAUGUGUAAAGAACUGGCCAAGUCCAAGGCAGAAGUGGCCUGCAUCGCAGUGUACGAAACAGACGUGUUUGUCGUCGGAACCGAGAGAGGAUGCGCUUUUGUUAAUGCCAGGACGGAUUUUCAGAAAGAUUUUGCAAAAUACUGCGUUGCAGAGGGGCUACGUGAGGUGAAACCUCCCUGCCCUGUGAACGGGAUGCAGGUCCACUCCGGAGAAACGGAAAUACUCAGGAAGGCAGUGGAGGACUAUUUCUGCUUUUGUUAUGGUAAAGCCUUAGGGAUGACGGUGAUGGUGCCUGUUCCCUAUGAGAAGAUGCUGCGAGACCAGUCAGCUGUGGCAGUGCAGGGGCUUCCGGAAGGCGUUGCCUUUCAACACCCUGAGAACUACAACCUUGAAACCCUGAAAUGGAUUUUGGAGAACAAAGCAGGGAUUUCAUUCAUCAUAAAUAGACCCUUCCUCGGACCAGAGAGUCAGCUGGGUGGCCCUGGGAUGGUAACAGAUGCUGAGAGAUCCAUCGUAUCACCAAAUGAAAGCUGCGGCCCCAUCAGUGUGAAAACUGAACCCAUGGAAGAUUCUGGCAUUUCACUGAAAGCAGAAGCUGUCGCAGUCAAGAAAGAAUCAGAAGAUCCUAAUUACUAUCACUAUAAUAUGCAAGGAAGCCACCCUUCUUCCACAAGCAAUGAAGUAAUAGAAAUGGAAUUACCAAUGGAAGAUUCCACUCCUCUGGUGCCUUCAGAAGAACCAAAUGAGGACCCUGAAGCCGAGGUGAAAAUCGAAGGAAACACAAAUUCAUCCAGUGUUACUACAAACUCUGCAGCAGGUGUUGAAGAUCUUAACAUCGUUCAAGUGACUGUUCCAGAUAAUGAGAAGGAAAGAUUAUCAAGCAUUGAAAAGAUUAAACAGCUAAGAGAACAAGUUAAUGACCUCUUUAGCCGAAAAUUUGGUGAAGCAAUUGGCGUGGAUUUCCCUGUGAAAGUUCCCUACAGGAAGAUCACAUUCAACCCUGGCUGUGUGGUGAUUGACGGCAUGCCCCCGGGGGUGGUAUUCAAGGCCCCCGGCUACCUGGAAAUCAGUUCCAUGAGGAGGAUCUUGGAGGCAGCUGAGUUUAUCAAAUUCACAGUCAUCAGGCCGCUUCCAGGGCUUGAGCUCAGUAAUGUGGGAAAACGAAAGAUAGACCAAGAGGGCCGUGUGUUUCAAGAAAAGUGGGAGAGAGCGUAUUUCUUCGUGGAAGUACAGAAUAUUCCAACAUGUCUCAUAUGCAAACAAAGCAUGUCUGUGUCCAAAGAAUAUAACCUAAGACGCCACUAUCAAACCAACCACAGCAAGCACUACGACCAGUAUACGGAAAGAAUGCGUGAUGAGAAGCUUCACGAGCUGAAAAAAGGGCUCAGAAAGUAUCUCUUAGGCUCGUCAGACACCGAGUGUCCCGAGCAAAAACAAGUGUUGGCAAACGCAAGUCCAACCCAGAAAUCCCCUGUGCAGCCUGUGGAGGACCUGGCUGGGAACUUAUGGGAGAAGUUACGUGAAAAAAUCAGGUCUUUUGUGGCAUAUUCUAUCGCAAUCGAUGAGAUCACGGAUAUAAAUAAUACCACCCAGUUGGCCAUUUUCAUCCGCGGCGUCGAUGAGAACUUCGAUGUGUCCGAAGAACUUCUGGACACAGUGCCCAUGACGGGUACAAAAUCUGGAAACGAGAUCUUUUCGCGUGUUGAGAAGAGUCUGAAAAAGUUCUGUAUCGACUGGUCGAAAUUAGUAAGCGUGGCCUCCACUGGCACCCCGGCGAUGGUGGAUGCCAAUAACGGGCUUGUCACAAAACUGAAGAGCAGGGUGGCCACGUUCUGCAAGGGUGCGGAACUGAAGUCCCUCUGUUGUAUAAUUCAUCCGGAAUCACUCUGUGCUCAGAAGCUGAAGAUGGACCACGUCAUGGACGUGGUAGUGAACUCCGUGAACUGGAUAUGCUCCCGGGGACUGAACCACAGCGAGUUCACAACCUUGCUCUAUGAGCUGGACAGCCAAUAUGGUAGCCUCCUGUACUACACGGAGAUUAAGUGGCUCAGUCGCGGGCUGGUGCUAAAGAGAUUUUUUGAAUCGUUGGAAGAAAUCGACUCCUUCAUGUCGUCCAGAGGCAAACCCCUGCCUCAACUGAGCUCCAUAGAUUGGAUCCGAGACCUGGCCUUCUUGGUUGACAUGACGAUGCACCUGAACACUUUGAACAUCUCUCUCCAAGGGCACUCCCAAAUCGUCACGCAGAUGUAUGACUUGAUCCGGGCGUUCCUAGCAAAACUGUGCCUCUGGGAGACUCAUUUGGCGAGGAAUAAUUUGGCCCACUUUCCCACCCUGAAAUCAGUUUCCAGAAAUGAAAGCGAUGGCCUGAACUACAUUCCUAAAAUCGCGGAACUCAAGGCCGAAUUCCAGAAAAGGCUGUCCGAUUUCAAACUCUACGAAAGCGAACUGGCUGUGUUCAGCUCCCCGUUCUCCAUGAAGAUAGACAGUGUGCACGAGGAGCUCCAGAUGGAGGUGAUCGACCUGCAAUGUAACACGGUCCUGAAGACGAAAUACGACAAGGUGGGAAUACCAGAAUUCUACAAGUACCUCUGGGGCAGCUACCCUAAAUACAAGCACCACUGCGCAAAGGUUCUCUCCAUGUUCGGGAGCACCUACAUCUGCGAGCAGCUCUUCUCCAUUAUGAAACUGAGCAAAACAAAAUACUGCUCCCAGUUAAAGGAUUCCCAGUGGGACUCUGUACUGCACAUCGCAACGUGAUAGAGAGAAAACUCCUGGCAGGACCCUAUGGUGGGAAGGGCUGGAGUCUUCUAGGCCCAAAGGAGAUGACAAAAUGAAUUAUUUUUUUCUUUUUUGAGACGGCGUCUUGCUCUGUCGCCCAGGCUGGAGUGCAGUGGCACAAUCUCGGCUCACUGCAACCUCUAGCUCCUGGGUUCGAACGAUUUUCCUGCCUCAGCCUCCCGAGUAACUGGGACUACAGGCAUUCGCCAUCAGGCCCGGCUAAUUUUUGUAUUAGUAGAGACGGGGUUUCACCAUGUUGGCCAGGCUGGUCUCGAACUCCUGACCUCAGGUGAUCCACCCGCCUUGAUCUCACAAAGUGCUGGGAUUACAGGCAUGAACCACUGUGCCCAGCCGACAAAAUGAAUUCUUAAACUUUUUUUUUUCAGUUUUUUUCCACUUUGAAUCAGAAAUAUAAUCUGCAGUAUCAUACUUGUUUAUAUGACAUUGUAUGCCUCACUACUCAGUAAAAAUCAAGAAAGUUUUAUUGU
This is a messenger RNA of Macaca mulatta (Rhesus monkey), 5207 nucleotides long. Lineage: Eukaryota; Metazoa; Chordata; Mammalia; Primates; Cercopithecidae. The record is from RefSeq and is a predicted model, not a curated record.